Messenger RNA from Xyrauchen texanus (razorback sucker), 2739 nucleotides. RefSeq names its product AT rich interactive domain 5A (MRF1-like) (gene arid5a). The record is from RefSeq and is a predicted model, not a curated record. Lineage: Eukaryota; Metazoa; Chordata; Actinopteri; Cypriniformes; Catostomidae. The transcript has 7 exons. Bases 61 to 1860 code for a protein of 599 amino acids. Gene Ontology annotation, molecular function: transcription cis-regulatory region binding. Gene Ontology annotation, cellular component: nucleus. Gene Ontology annotation, biological process: regulation of transcription by RNA polymerase II.
AGCGCGUGCGUUGAAGAGCAAGCUGUCAAUCAGUGUCAAAAAGAGAGCACAGUUUCUAAAAUGGUGUUGGACCCUCGUGGAGAGGUCAAUGUUGGUGACGAACAAAUUGCUACUGAAAGGGAGCAGGAGGAGAAUACAUCAAACCAGACCAUCAGGGAGAUGGAGAAUUUGGUAUCCACCAAAAGCAGUGAGGAGGGGUCCAGAACUGACCAAUCAGAGAGUGAAGAGAGGACCUUUGUGACCAAUCUGUACCGCUUUAUGAAGGACAGAGGGACACCAAUAGAGAGAAUUCCUCACCUUGGUUUUAAACAGAUCAACCUGUGGAAAAUCUACAAAGCUGUGGAGACACUGGGAGGCUAUGAUGCAGUAACAGCACGGAGACUAUGGAAGAAUGUGUACGACGAGCUGGGUGGAAGUCCAGGCAGUACAAGUGCAGCCACCUGCACACGCAGACACUACGAAAGAUUGGUGCUGCCCUUUGAGCGGCAGCUGAGAGGAGAAGAGGACAAACCACUGCCACCCUCCAAACCUCGCAAACAGUACAAGAGAAUCCCUGAGAACAGAGGAAGUAAACCAGAGAGCAAGAGGAAGAGGAAGAUAGACAGAGAAGAGUGCGAGGAUAAAAUUGGAUCAGAUCAUCACUGCGAGAGAGGAGUAUGUUCCCAUCACAGAUGGUCAGCAUCUUCUGAUCACCCAGUCACAGACCAGUCAUCCACAAUCCAAGUCCAUGGUCCCCAUCCUAGCAACUGCUCCAGGGAAAAUCCCCUCCUUCAGAAUUCCACCCCAGCCGAAGUCAUCUCUCCAUUGGAGAAGAAGAAGCGUCUUGCCCAGGCUAGCCUUAUUGUUCCUACAUCUGGGACAAUAGAAGAACCAGAACUGGAGCGACCCUCAGUUAUUCAGCUUUCCAACUCUUCCCAGUCUCCUGCCUGCCCCUCCUCCUCUCGCACCCGCCACUCCUCCGAUGGAUCACCCCUUCCUGUCUCUUCUCCAUCUGCCUCCCUCUCCCGUAGCCCCUCUCCAUACUCCAUUUCAUCUGAAGACUGCAUAGCUGUGACAACUCAGAAGUCUCCUGUCGUAGAGACCGAGAGUAGGACAUCCUCUAGUUCGUCUUCUCUACCUACGUCAGAUGCCAGAAGCACCGGAGUAUGCAGGCCUCUCAGUUGUUACCCCACCAGCAAAAACAUCAUGAACUAUCGCCACCAUUACCGGGACUUCUUGCCUGCAGGUCUGCCACAAUCUGAAAAGUCCCAGAGGAGUCUGUCAGCAUGGAUCUCGGAUGGCAAAUCCAGCGGCAGACUUACAUCCCUCAGGCUCCCCUCCCCUCCUUCGUACAACACCAAAACCUGCUGGAUUCCAAAUGCCUCCAGCUUCUCCAAAGUCCUACCCCGUGAUCCCUGCAGGUCUGUGUCACUACAGCCCACAUUUAAACCACACAUCUCCUACCACCAGCACCUCCUAAAGAGGUCCAGCACAGAUGAAGCCUACUUAAAGAAGAUACCAAUGUCAUCUCCACUUCGCAUUAUGGACAGAAAAGAGAAGUCAAAGGCAGUGUUCCCCAAGCCUCUGCCUACCCAGCACUAUCUCUAUCACCCCCAUGCUAGUCUUACAAUGCCCUAUCUUCCAGCCUUAGACAGGCCUCGUGGAGAUUUAGCCGAACAGUUGAAAGCUCUACCUCUACAGCCAGUCCUUCUUCCGACCCAUCUAACCAUCCCUCCUCCUCAGACUCACUCUAUGCAUUGCCCGCCAGUGGGAAAUCCCUUCCCUGGGUCAUACGAGGCUGCCCUGCCCUCCUAUCCUUAUCCAUUACCGCUCUGGCAUCCACCUGCUGGAUACAGCAUGGCAAGGCUACAGCCAUACUGAACUAAUGCAAAACUAUUGGUCCUUGUUGUCUAGACUUCUAUAGGGCUUCCUGGACUAUGUGUUAAGUCAACAUGAAAUCAAAUUUGACCCUAUUUACUUUCUUGCAUGUUCCUGGUCUUAUUGUGCAUGAUACGUCAGUGCACAUUAUUCAACAGAAAAGGUGUUUGUCUUGUUAAUCUUUUAUCAAAAUGUAAUGACGUGCUUCCCCUCUGUACCAACUUUCCCCUUUUUGAUGUUGUCACCAAGGCCACGUACUGUAGGUUUCAAUUAAUGGGUCUAAACUUGACUGCAUCAUCUGGUAUGAAACUGCCACUUUUCAUGAUCCAAUCAAUUCUUGAUGGUUAAAAUAAUUUCCCAUAUUUCUUUCUCAUUGAAUAGUCUGUUUCAAUUGGAUAUAUGCCACAUUAUGGAAGUAAAAUUGGUUGCGUUUCAUGUUGACUUUAAAGAUUGACACCAACAGGAGGAUUAUUACAUAUUUGAUGAGUUUAUUUAUGUAGCUAUGUGAACAGAGAAUAACUUCUAAUUUAAUAUAGAAUAUGUUGAAACGAUCAGCACACAACCGCAGCACUCUUUUCAAGAAUACAAAUAGCUUUACUACAGUAUACGAUUCAGCAUCCAGAGAACUUGAAUCCUUUUCCAUUAACAUUACCAUGGCUUGUCUAUACCCAAAAUAUGGGUAUGUUUGUGUGGAAAAAGGGCAUCUACAAAACCACAUCUUUUACAAAUUAAUCUUGUUUUAUGGUUAACUUCAUUUUUAAGCCUUAUAUUCCAAUUUCAAGGACUGAAGAUUGUGUUUGACAACGCACCAAUGAUGUGAAAAAUAUUUGUCUGUAAUGCAAAAUUGUAUAUUGUGUGCAAAACAUAUUAGCAUAAAAUAAA